AUGAAGCGCUCGCGCGACGACUCUGCCGCCGGAGGGAAGCCAGCGGAUUCCUCCACCGGAAAGCAUAAACGUCCAAAGAGCAGUCAGGCAUGCGCCUCUUGUCGCAAACACAAGACGCGCUGCGAGCUCCUAGAUGCACACUCCUCCUCAACUGCACCUCUACGCCUUAGAUGCCAUAGAUGUGAUGUCCUCGCCAUACCAUGCUCCUUCGAGAAGGAUAUCAUCAAUCCUUCUGCGUCUGGUAUGACAGACUUGCGAACUUAUUCACCCCCUCCUGGAGCAUCGACUUUGGGAGAGUUAAUCCUCGACUCCAUGCCUUCGGUGAAAGAGUCCUGUUCGGCGAACGGUGAUUCGUAUUCUCCCUGGAGUUUCGUUGAGGUCGAAGGUAUACCAGACUGGACCGCCGUCCCGAUGCUGGCUAUGAGUCAACUCGCAAAACAGCAAAGUCCCACGCCACCGUCGAUAAACCUGGGACCGUCUCUCAGUAUAGAGACUGUAAUUUCCUCAGAACAGAAAGAACAUCUGCUAGCAUUUUUCGAGACACAUUACGCUCCGUGGCUUGCGUUACCACCGCAUUCUCUUCGUGAUGACGGGAUCCUCGAUCUCGUACGUUGCACCGUCGCUAGCCGGCAUAUGGACCCAAUUACACGUUCAACGGUCGCACCAGGACUACGCCGGUUGACCGAGGAAUCCAUGAUGCAGCACGUAUUCAACUCUACUCCUGCGCUGGCCACGAUUCGGGCUUUCAUGAUACUGGCAUUGUGGCCUAGUGUCACCGACUCACACGACAGCCGUCUAAUCGCGGCCGCGGCUGUCAACAUGUGUUCAUCACUUGGCAUAGACAAGGCGACACGAAUCGUAGAGCAAUUCAACGCACGCAAAGCCACAGGUGAAGAGUUAUCGCACGCAGAUCUUAUUGAACUUGCAGAUGCCGAGGAAAAGGAACGGCUGUGGGUUUCCCUACAUAAUAUCGAAUCUCUAGUUUGUCUUGGCACAGGUCGAGCGGUUUCUUCCAAGCUGGCCACAAAAGUCGAGAACCGAAAGCUUCCAAUAAACGCCUUCACCACGGUAGCUCAAGCCCGAGACUGCAGGCUCGGUCAGCAGGCUCGGCUACUUGACUUCUUGGACGCUGGUCUCCAGAUACACAUGCCUGAUCAGCUCAACCAAUCGGAUCGAUAUUUUCGAGAUGUCGCCGAGAUCCUGUUUCGUUUGGACGGCUUACAUAGACAAGUACGCUCAUUACCAGUCGUUACGUCCUACGAACCAUUCUAUUUCCAUAUGUUGGUUGCAUCAUACUACUUCUGUCGAGUGCUCUUCCUCAUGCACACACUGCACGGUCUACGUGCCACAUUCCCCUCUCAACUCGACGUCGUCGAUCAUCUGCGAUUAAAGCGAAACGGCACGAACUUCGCUCUGAACGGUGCUCGCGACGCCCUCACCUCAGCCGAGGCUCUCCUCGUCACUAUUCUCUCACUUCCUGACGAUAGCAUGCUAUCCACUGCCCCAGACUCCUUCUACGGGAUGAUCUCCUUCGCCUCUGCUCUUAUAAUCGCCCUCAAGUUCAUCAUGCUACAUCUUCGAGACGUACGACAGAUCCCAGGCGCGACAAAUCAGCUUCUCGCCAAGACUGUCGAGCGUCUGAUGCAAGUCGCACUCUUCCCCGACCACCAUGCCAUGAGAUGUGCGAGGGUCAUCCAGGGGUUCAUAGGGAAGUGGGAUGAUCAUAUGGCGAAGAUGGAUGGCCGACACGCCAGCAAUAGCACCACCGUUCCUUCUUCACCCGAGAAACAACAAAACGAACAUCCUAUUGUGCCCAGCCAGGCUCAGUCGCCAGCUUCGUCCUCGACCACGCCAGCUCAACUGCCGCAAGCAUUCCUUGCCCCCUCGCUUCUUGGACCGCAGAUGGGGUCAGAAUUUCUUCCGAGUUUCGAUGACUUCGAUUUUCUGCAGACGAAUGCCGAUGGGCGAGGACUUGGGAUGGACUUUUGGCAGUACUUUGCGGACAACCCGCAAGUUCCCAUCAUGCAGACUUCGCCUUCACCUUACAACCACCACCAACAGCACCAUCCGAGCCAGUAA
Messenger RNA from Stereum hirsutum FP-91666 SS1, 2079 nucleotides. RefSeq lists its product as uncharacterized. Bases 1 to 2079 code for a protein of 692 amino acids. Gene Ontology annotation, molecular function: zinc ion binding; DNA-binding transcription factor activity, RNA polymerase II-specific. The record is from RefSeq and is a predicted model, not a curated record. The transcript is spliced from 10 exons. Gene Ontology annotation, cellular component: nucleus. Lineage: Eukaryota; Fungi; Basidiomycota; Agaricomycetes; Russulales; Stereaceae. Gene Ontology annotation, biological process: regulation of DNA-templated transcription.